This is a messenger RNA of Musa acuminata subsp. malaccensis (wild Malaysian banana), 1768 nucleotides long. Its product is annotated as serine carboxypeptidase-like 34. Gene Ontology annotation, biological process: proteolysis. Gene Ontology annotation, cellular component: vacuole. The record is from RefSeq and is a predicted model, not a curated record. Gene Ontology annotation, molecular function: serine-type carboxypeptidase activity. NCBI's taxonomy places the organism in Eukaryota, Viridiplantae, Streptophyta, Magnoliopsida, Zingiberales, Musaceae.
UCAUCUUUGGGCCACAUGGGUACUUCCUCGUCUUCUUCCUUCUUCUUCCUCCUCCUCCUCUUCGGCUUAUCCUACUCUUACGCUGAAUUGGACAACGAGGCCUUGAAACAACAGCAGGCCGACCGUGUGGUUCGACUCCCCGGCCAGCCGCCGGUUGACUUCCACCAGUACGCUGGCUACGUCACUGUCAACGAAAGCCACGGGCGGGCCCUCUUCUACUGGUUCUUCGAGGCCACCCACGACGUCGAGAAGAAGCCGCUUCUCCUUUGGCUCAACGGAGGACCUGGUUGUUCUUCCAUUGGGUACGGAGAGGCAGAGGAGUUGGGGCCUUUUCUGAUGCAAAAGGGGAAGCCAGAGCUCAAGUUCAACAAGCAUUCCUGGAACAAAGAGGCCAAUCUGCUGUUUCUCGAGUCUCCGGUGGGCGUGGGAUUUUCUUACACAAACACCAGUUCUGACUUGAGCUCACUCGGGGAUAAGAUCACCGCUGAAGACUCGUACAUUUUUCUGCUCAACUGGUUCAAGAGGUUCCCGCAGUUCAAAUCCCAUGACUUCUACAUCGCUGGAGAAAGCUAUGCAGGGCAUUAUGUACCUCAACUUUCCGAGAAAAUAUUCGACGAAAACAAAAAAGCUUCCAAGGAGAAUUACAUCAACUUCAAGGGUUUCAUAAUUGGAAAUGCGUUGAUGGAUGAUGAUACUGAUCAGACCGGAAUGGUCGACUACGCAUGGGAUCAUGCUGUCAUCUCCGAUCGUGUGUACCAUGAUGUCAAGAAGAGCUGCAAUUUUAGUGAAGAGAAUGUCACCAAGGCAUGCGAUGAUGCGUUAGAAGAGUACUUUGCAGUGUACGAUAUCAUCGAUAUGUACAGCUUGUAUGCCCCUGUUUGUGUCCGACCGAACACAUCCAUGUCUUGGAGCGAAAGGUCAUACUUCGUCGAAGGCGCCUCCCCCAAGCUGUUCUCCAAAUAUAGCGGAUGGCAUCAGAAACCGGCAGGUUAUGAUCCUUGUGUCUCGCUCUACAGCGAGGUGUACUUUAACCGAGAAGACGUUCAAGAAGCUCUUCAUGCCAAUGUCACCAAGCUUGGUUACAAUUGGACUCACUGCAGCAGUGAUGUGAUUACCCGUUGGAAUGAUGCACCGGCCUCUGUUCUCCCAGUCAUCCGCAAGCUCAUCCAUGGCGGCAUCAGGGUGUGGGUCUUCAGCGGUGAUACGGAUGGAAGAAUUCCAGUCACCUCCACGAGAUACACGCUGCACAAGCUUGGCCUGAAAACAACUCGAGAGUGGACGCCAUGGUACGACCACAAGCAGGUCGGUGGGUGGACGAUCAUCUUCGACGGGCUCACCUUCGUCACGGUGAGGGGCGCAGGUCAUCAAGUCCCCACGUUUGCUCCCAGGCAGGCUCGACAGCUCAUUCAUCAUUUCUUGGAUGACCAGGAAUUGCCUUCUUCCCCGUUCUAGCAUAUCCCACCAGGCUUGUCUCGGUCCCCAGCCGUCGUAGUUUCCUCUGCAAGUUCCAUUUUGGAAUCAGGUGUAAGCCCAGAUUCCAAUAGAGAAGAAGUUGGAUGAAGGUUCAAUCAUUCAUCAAGCAAGAUUCUUCAAUUGUUAAUCCACAGUAGAAGAAAAAUUAUGUAAAGACGGUUUAAUAAAAUAAAGCAUAGUGCAGGCUGUCUAAUGCUGGUGGCAAGUAAUGAUUGAUUAUAUCCAAUCUACCAAGGAUAAAAUUCUCUGUGGGACAGUGUGUAUGCUAAAAGAAGAUUCAUCUCUUUCAGAAUCA